AUUUCUUUCAAAAUUGUGCUUCGUUUCUUUAGAUGAGAGAGCUAAGUCUAGUCUUUCUUUACGGUCGUAUGGAUCUACAGACCUGAUAUUGGAUACUCCUGUUACCAUGCUAGAAAAGAAUGCACGCAUAUUAAACGAUGGUAUUUAUAACUCCAGAACGGAGAAAACUUACGAGGUCAACGUGAAAGUACAUAAACAUUCUUCUAAUUAUGAAACAGACAACGAUCCUUCCUUUAUAACAAGUCCAGAUAACUCAGUUCUGUUGCAAUCUAAAGUGUCUAUUGAAGUGUCUUCUAUGUCCGAGAGCCAUAAAGGAGUGGCUGUUAUUCCGACCGAAUCGGCCACUCGGACAAAAGAUCCUCGUCAGAAUUUUUUGUGCAGCAGAUCAGAUGCAGUCAGAACACAACCUAAAAUUCAAAAUACCAGUGCGUCACAGACAACUCUAGAAGGCUGGCGCCUUACCAUUUUGAGUACAAUUGGUCUUACAGAGGAGUUAUUGUACCCUAUCGACCCAACUGAGAAGUACGACUUUGUCCUCACUGCCAGAUGGAACCAGGAUCCUUUGGAGCGCCUCUUUGGACAAAUUCGUGCAUUCGACACCCAUCCAACUGCAACGAGUUUCCUUCACAUCAUUCUAAUGAUGUCUCUUUACACGCCCGCUAAGACAAUGCUUAGAAACGCAAAUGUUGAAAAUGAUGCAUGCUAUCAAAAGAAAAAGCUAGUGUUCAAAAAAGUUUCAAACUCGGAACUACAGCGCAUGUAAAUACAAAGUAAUCUCAAUUAAA
Daphnia magna is the source of this 785-nucleotide messenger RNA. RefSeq lists its product as uncharacterized. The record is from RefSeq and is a predicted model, not a curated record. NCBI's taxonomy places the organism in Eukaryota, Metazoa, Arthropoda, Branchiopoda, Diplostraca, Daphniidae. The transcript has 3 exons. The coding region runs from base 107 to 763 and encodes 218 amino acids.